AAUGCCGCUCUGGCAUACGUUCUCUUCCAAUGACGGCGAGUCCGGCGGCGUUAAGGGACGGCUCUCGGGACGGGGUGCAGAACCACCGUUUCCAGCAACGUGUAUGGGGUGACUUAUGCAGCUGCGAAUCUGAAUAGACAUAAGAUUUGUUUCUUCUAUGGUUAGGACCGCGGUCCUCAGGAGCAGAUUAGGCAGGAUUUCCUUUGCUUAGAGAGCUAUGGAGGUGCACUUUGUUUGCUUCUUGCAUCUAUUGCAACUCGAAAAUAAAUUUAAUGGAAAAGGAGUGAAGUUUAGCAAUUGCAUAGCGGCACAAAAAUACAAAUCAUCUCAGAGUAACAGUCUCAGAAACACGAUACGUUUGUAUGUAUCUUCACGCUGUAGAAAUGCAAAAUAACGAACGGCUAAGUGCACUAGUAAAGCAGCAGAACUACAGAUACCAUCAUGCAAUCGGAACAUACGCACUGAGCUCCUCCCCCAUUCGUGCGAGGCUUUGUUUUCAAAUAGUAUAGCCACAUCUUCAUAUUUCUUUCAGGAACUUCCUCGGUGCUAAGUCUCUGUUGAUGGCAACGCAUUGCAUCAGUUGGAAGGGACUGCUCUCUUUAAUACGGUCAUUGCAUCAGGUUGAGAUGAAAGUUCAGGGCAUGUUCUGUGUGGCUCAGCUGUUUGCUGAGACAACUACUUUAUCCAGGAACUACUAAAAAUAUAUUUGCUUACUGAAACCGCUUUAAACAUAGGAUAAAGGUGGUCACUGUGGGUGCUCUUGCUCAGAGAAGACCAACUGAAAUUAAUGAACAUGACUAAAUUAGGUCCAUUAAUUUCAAUAGUCCUACUCUAAGUAAAACUUAGUUAAAUGUGACGCUUUGUGUCAGGUUAAUUGUCAUUAGGGCUAUCCAUAGCAAAGACACAAUUAUCAUUUAAAUAACACUUAAAGAAAUAACAACUGCUUUCCGAAAUGUAUUCCAAAAUGUAUUUAGUUCAUUACCGCAGUCCAAUGAAGUAGUUUAUUUCCAUAUAAUCCAAAUUAUGAUUAUGUGUCAGGGGCAAGUGGGGGAAGAAAGCAUAAUGAUAUAGGUGCUAGAAUUUAAUUAAGGUUUGGGGUGUCAAAGCUAAUUUCCUUGGAAGUAAUAACCAGACUCAUGUGUACUUAAGAUGUGUGUUAGAAGUUGCUAAUCUGGAAUUAGCACAUGUAAAAGCUAGUUAAGUAGGCAGCUUCCUGGAUUGUGUAUUGGACACUGUAAUCCUAGUAAAAUCAACAAGUGUUAAUGAAAUCAGACCGUCUGGAGCAGAGGUUUUCAACCUUUUUGAGUCCACUGCUUCCUUGACCAGCUACAUUCUUUCUGUGGCACCCCUGUGGGGCUCAGGAACCCAGUUAUGUCACCCCUUGCCUGCAGAGCUGGCAGCCUCUCACCCUUUUUCAAACAUGCUCCCUUGUGGAGUGUUCCCUUAGCCUUCUCUCCUCUCUUGUCUCCUUGGGAGUCCUCUGGGCAGCUGCUGCUGCCGCCCCUACCUCACACUGCCCCACAGGGGCCUGGGACUUGUCUGUCCAUUUCCAACAGGAAGGGCUGGUGGACUGGCUGGCUGGGCUCCCUUGCCCGCUUGCUUGCUUACUCCAAGGCCGCCUCAGCUCCUGACAACCAGCACCCCCUGGCCAGCCCCAGAGGCAUCAUUCAUCUGCAGAGCUUGUAGCCAGAACUGCUGCAACUAACAGCUGUACAAGCCUUUGGGAGGCAGAGAUGCAAGAGGGCAUCAGAGGAUGGAGGGAAGGAUGGAAAGAGGGACAGAGGCCAGUGUUGCCCACUGCACCCUUGACCAUUCAAGGCAUCCCAGGGUGCCACGGCACACUGGUUGAAAACCACUUGUCUGGGGGGAUUAACCAUGAGCAGCUCAAAGGAAAUAGGUGUUAGAAUGUAACCCAACCAGAUGGGCGGGAAACAAAUAAAUAAUGAAUGAAUGAAUGAAUGAAUGAAGUCCUCUCUCCCUCUAUAGAUGAAGAGGGCUUAGUUUAGGGAAAGGGUAGUGAUGUAACCAGGACCAGGUGCUUGAAGCCACCUCCCCAUAGAGCACAUCUGUCAGGAGUGAGCUGGUAGUAAAUCACACCGUGGAAGUAGAAGUUCGUUCACAAAGAUGUGAUUGGCACAGACUUGUCAGCCUUCAUGAGCACAGCAAUUUAUCUCUGGUAGCUCUUGUCACCCAUGAAGCAGUUGCUGAUACAGUGGUACCUCGGGUUACAGACGCUUCAGGUUACAGACUCUGCUAACCCAGAAAUAGUACCUCGGGUUAAGAACUUUGCUUCAGGAUGAGAACAGAAAUUGCACAGUGGCAGCUGGAGGUACCUCAGGUUAAGAACAGUUUCAGGUUAAGAACGGACCUCCAGAAUGAAUUAAGUUCUUAACCCAAGGUACCACUGUACUGAAGGUCCCACUUCCCCACAGCUGCCUAAGUCCCCUCCUCUCCAGGAUUCUCCCCCCCCCCCCCGCCCAAGGAAUCGAGAGAUCGCAUCUGCACACAAGCAAUCUCUUCUCCAUCCUUGUUAUGCCUCUUCCUAGGAGACUAGGAUUGAAAUAGUCACUCAGCCAUGAAUUACACUGGGUUACUAGACCAGUCACUGUCCCUCAACCUAAACUCCCUCACAGGCUUGUUAGGAUAAAAUGAGGAGCGGGGAGAACUGUGGUGUGCUCUCCUUGGAGAGAAGGGAUACAAAAGUAAUAAGCUAAAUAAAAAGCAAUUCAAGUUUAAUAAAAUGUGUUUCAUUUUAUAACAUGGAAUAGAACCAGGGCUGGCACUAGAUGUCAUGAAAGUACAACAAAUUGUGGUUUUCAUUAUUGUUUUUUUACUCCCAGAAAAAAACAGAGUUUAUUGAUUUUCUGUCUCUGGUGCAACAUAUUUUGAUAAUAUAUAUAACUUGACUUGGUUUGAAUGGGGGAAGGAAGCGGCAUUCCCCUCAAACAGUAAAACGUCUCGGGCCAGCCUUGAGUUAAAAGGCGACCUUUCCUUUGGGUUGAAGAGCGGCGCGCCUACUGGCGCCACGACCUCCUUCCCCGCCCACUGACGUCCCUAAAAAGUUCCCAUGAUGCUCCGGGAGGGCGGCCAUUCAAACCAGAGCGACGUCGAAGAGCAGAAAAUGGCCGCGCCCGGAGCGACGCAACGAGAAGGUAAGGCCGGGCUUUGGGUCUUCGACGGCGGCCCCUUCCCUUCCCUUGCGGGUCUCUGGGCCUUCGGCAUCACCGCGGCCGAGUGAUGAGGCCGCUCCGCCUUCUCUCUCUUUCUGCGCAGCCGACCUGCCUCGCGUCGCCGACUCCGGCUUGGAACUGCGCGACGCUCCCGCCGUUGCCGUGACUGUGGCGCCGGCGCCGCCCGUGGCUUCGGUUCCCGGCGCCGCCUCCUCGGUGUCUGUGGUUUUCCCCGGCUUCGUGACCCGCGAGGGCUGCUUCCGUUUCACCUCCGAGUUCAUGAAGCACGUCUUGUACCAGAGGCAGCAGCUGCCUUUGCCUUACGAGCAGCUCGCCUGCUUCUCCCGGAGGCAGCUUCCGAAAUCCCCCGGCCAGGUGAGUUGAGGCUGUUCGCGCAUACACGGGAUCGCAUCCUCGCAAUACACGCUGUGCACCCGGGGAAGCGCUGGCUGAGUUUUUCGCUUUCGCUUUAGGAGCAUCAAACAGACACUGGCUCCAGGAUGUUCACUUGUGUGGCAAAAAAGGUCUCUCUCUCGCGCGGUUUUCCACAUGUUUUCAGAGACGAAAGAAUGUGGGUUUUUUGAUGGGGGGUAGGCUAUUAAGCCACAAGUGCGGAUGUAUUCAACUUCCUUUUCCUCAUGCUUGCAACCACAAAUACAAAUUGGGAUCUUUGCUUUACCUCUGGGUGGUUUAGACUUGGUUAAAAGUAUUUCCUGUGUUCUGGAGGUCGCUCUAGAUUCAGCUGCAGUUUAUCUUCGGUGGUUUCAUAUGGUUAUGGCAAGUAUUUGGGGGCAGCCUCUGCAUGGUGAUAACAACUUGUGCAUUUUAAAAGGGAUUUUAAAAAUGGGAGCAAUCAGACCCCAUUAAACUCCCAAUUAUGAGUCUAACAGGGUGACUAAGAUCAUCACAGGCUAACUCUGAUGCAUUGGGUGAAAAUUUACUUAUGCUUUGAGGUUCUGUAGGGUGGAGUAGCCUACCUCACUGAUUAUAUGGGGGAUGGACGCACGUGGUUGGAUUCUUCAUUUAAUUUUGAAGGUUAAAUCAUAUAGCUUUAAUUACUAAUAAUAAUUGUUCUUAGGACUGGAUUAAUCAGGAGUUCUGAAGUAAUGGGUGCUACUGUUGCUGUGUACAUCACAGGGACCCACAAACAGUUCCUACUUCUUGGCAUAUGUACCUGCAACAAUCAUGUGCUGGAAAAUGCAGUAUUACUGGAAGGAGGGAAUAACUCAGUUGGUAGAGCAUGGGGUUGUGCGUUCCAGCCCCACGUUGGGCAAAAGAUUCUUGCAUUGCAGGGGGUUGGAGCAGAUGACUCUCGUGGUCCCUUCCAAUUCUAUGAUUCUACUGUUUCGUUAUUAUAAACUUUGAUAAUGUGCCUUUACCACUUUGGAAUCAUUACCAUGGUGUCAAUUGUCUGCUGUGGCUAGAGUUAUAAUCCCCCUGAAGAAGCAGGUUCACAAUCUGGAGGUACUCCUGGACCCACUUCUGCUACUAGUGGUCCAGGUAACCUCAGUGGCUAGGGCAGCCUUUUAUCAGCUUCAAUUGGUAAGACAGCUGUGGCACUUCCUGCAUCAGGUUAGCCUGACCAGUUAAUCAUACACUGGUAACUCCAGCUUGGUUUACUGCAGUGCACUAAGUGGGGCUGCCCUUGAGGCUGAUCCAGAAGCUGCAGCAAGUGCAAAACGUGGCAGUUGGACUACUUAUUAGGGCAGAACAGCAGAAUAUGACCAUUGUAUUAUGCCUCUGCUGAAGGAAUUCCACUGGCUGCCAAAUGGCUACAGAGCUUGCUCCAAGGUGCUGUUAUUGGAGUGUGCAUCCUACAGGUACCAUUCUACCAGGUGGUCUGUGACACACCAUGUUGGAAUGGUGUCUUCAGUGUGGCAGCAUCUGCCCUUUGAAACUCCCUCCCACUGCAUAUCAGGCAGCAGCUUUCUCCAUUGGUGUAUCAGUGCCUGCUUAAGAAGUUCUUCUUUUAACAAGUCCUCUAAAAUCUUUAUCCCAGUUGGUAUCUACCCAGGACCUGAAUUGAUGUUAUAUAUAUAUAUAUGUGUUGCUGUUUAAAAAACUAUAAAUAUAAAAAAAGUUUAAAAGUUGCUUUUAAACUUUUUAUAUAUGCAACAGUUUUAUAUACGUUACUUCAUUGUAAAUCACAUCUAGAUAGAUGACUCACGGGAAGAGAUUCAUAAAUAAAAUAAUAACAAAUGAUGUGGUGAGCUGGUCUGUAGUGAACAUGGUAUAAUACACCAUUAUGACUAGCUCCUGGCAAAGAGAUAAAUCCUAAAAUAAAGAUUCACUGCUUAUAAUUAAUGGCCAUGAGCUUACUAUGCACACAUGAUACUUCCUAGCAUAUAGGUAGUUGUAGUAUUCUAAUAGUUGUCCCUAAUCUGCUAAUAUUAAUAACAGCAAAUUUAGCUAUUAUAGAAAUGACUUACAAUAUGGCUAACCCCUGGCUAGCUUCGUACGUUAAGGUACUCACCAGCUACACCUUUUUGGCAUCUUCCAGAGCUUAGAGAUCUGAUUGACUGGCAGUCGUUCUUCAGAUUUGUACUUUUGGCCCCCUACCAGAGCUCCUUUAAUACGACGACUGAACUUGGAAUGGCUCUUGCAUUAAUAGGGAUAUUAUUCAUUGUAUGAAACAUACUAAGCAGACAAAACCUCACAUUUUCUAAUUUUCUAAAGCAGCGUUUUGAACUCCUGCAUUAUAUCUUCCUAGCCAAGGCUGCAUCUUCUAUGGAACUUGCCUGUUGUAUGUUUGUUGGUUUAGUAUGAAACUGGGAACACCUGCUUUUAUACUUGUUUUGACACCUUCCGAAGGACAGACAUACUGUUCGCAAACCUGAUCAUAUUCCGAUGCAGAUUUUAUGGUGUGAGAGAAACUUUGGGUGAAAUGGCACUACAGAAAUAAUAAGUCUUUGUAUUUAUUGGGGGAAUGAAUUUCCAUAAUUUAAUUGGUGCUGUGCAGCAGUUAAGAGAAAAGUGGUCACUGAAGACAAACCACCUUAUUAGUAACUGGCUUAUUUAAUUUAAGUAGUGAUUUUGGUUUGUUAUGAUUAUGACACUUUCUGGUUUGUUCUAUAUGUUAUCAAUUAUAUGCCUGGACUUUGAGAUAAUGUGUGAAAUAACUAUAUUCGAGAUUAAAUAUUGUCAUCUUUCCCCCUAAAAUAUUGACAUCUUUUCAACUACCUUAAUCUCACAGGAUGAAGAUGUGGUUAAAAAAAUCAAUCCAAAAGAUCAAGACAGCAACAACAAGAGGUGUCAGCAAGUACUGAGUGAACUUGAAGGAAUGUUUCAGCACUUAGAAAACAUGUUCAGUUUGACAUUGGUCCCACGAGUUCUUAUUCUGCUUGGGGGCACUGCUGUCAGUCCCAAAGAACUCUAUGAGAUCAAUCUGCAAGGUAUCUCCAUGAGCAGUGCUGAUGAGAGUCUGCAGACAGGAGCCUGCAUUCGCAAGCUUUUCCGUUCGCUCUUCCUGGCAGAUGUAUUCAGCGAGCUUCAAGCCGUUCCCACUAUGGGUGUUGUUGUUAUGGUUCAAGGGCACCGCAACUGUGGCGUUAACUGGUUCAGACCGAAACUAAACUACAAAGUCCCAGCCCGAGGGAGGAAGUUGACGGUCAGCUUAUCGUGCAGUCACAGCAAGAAUACAGCCCUUUCUGCCAAUCAGGAGAUGAACUUUAACUUGGAUGAUUACAUAUGGUUUCAAGCUCCAGUGACAGUGAAGGGCUUUCGUUACUCUUGACAACGUUUUUAAGAGAGAAUGCUUAACUUCCUGUCUCCGUAUUGCUUUGUAAUAAAUCUGAUCAGCUGCAGCCACAAGUUCCCCUAAUUUGAACCUUUUUGCCAGACCCUUUAGAAAUCUGUGAUGAGCAGAUGAGCACUAUCAUAUUCUCCAGAGUUAACUUCCUUUCAAAAUGAUGGAGCUUAGAAGCAGAUCCACCCAGGAAUAUAGGAAGGGCCUUUGGGGAAUUGAUUCAAAAGGGAAAAGAGAUUGCUUUAAGGCCUACGAAACCUAUUACAUGAUACUUGAAAUAGUUAUACCAGCGGGGGAACUUCCUGCAUAAUAUAUUAUGAACAAUGUUUACAGGUAGAUAACUACAAUGUUCAUGCAUUGCUUUGGUUUCUGUGAUUGGUCAAGAAUCUGGUAAAAGCCAUAUAACUUUCUGCUUUUUCCUGAGUAAUAAAUGUUACUGUCUAAGGAGCUAUUGUAAGGGUUGUGGCCAUAAUUAAGAGCAGCACAAAUCCCCUCAACACUGGAGGCCUAAUCACUUUUAAAGUUUGCAUCCCCAGAGGAUUAUUAGAGUGGGAAAAGUUGGUUUAGAAAUAUUUAUCUGGUGCUACGCAGGUGCUUUGAACUACAACUCCCACCAUCCCUGACCAUUGAUAAUGCUGGCUUCAGGUCCUGAGAGUUACAGGGCACGUGGGGGGCACUAGGGAAGGCUGCUUGUGAACAAUGAUUUGUCUGAAAAAUUACAAAUUGGGGUGAAAACACUUUCUAAAUUGUGGAAUGUAAAAUAAUGGAAGCCUUUUUGGCUGAAGAGUAGGGUACAAAUGUUAUCUCUCAUAUUGAAAAGUUCAUUUUGCUUUCCUAACAGUUUGCGUACAUGAGUACUCUGAUUAAGCCUCCUCCUGUGUUUGUCUCCGUUAGUCAAAACUAGAAGCUAACAUUGUUAAUGUGAUCUUUUUGGAAAAGGCUCUGAAGUACAAUCUUUGCUGUAAUAUCAGCUUCUAUAAAGCUGCACAAGAUGUUUUGCUCAUCUUUAAUUGCUUUGAUCAAAGUGAAGCUAUAGUUUUGCCUUCCCAUACCUGGUGUCCUCCCAUCAGCCUCAGCCUGCAUACCCAGUGGUAAAGGAUGAUGUGAACUGUUAUCCAAAGCAUCUACAGGGAAUAAAGUUGGUACUGAUGAUGUAAAAGCAGAUGACAAGGCAGGUUCUCUACUCAUUUGCCACAGUGUACCAUGGCACUGAUUUUCUUCAUCAAUGAAGGUAAAUUGCAGGGUAGGGCUGGGGGGUUGGGACAACCACUGUUGGGCAAGCAUUAAAGGAAGUAGCAUCUUGUUCCAACCAAUGGGCAACAUUUUACUUAAUGUGAACAUACCCACUAUGAAGGGUCUGAACGCUUUACACUGAAGUGAGGGAAGAGGUUAGUUAGUUCAAGAAGUGUGGCUUUCCUGAGGAUAGAUCCCUAUGUGUUUAGGUGGGAGUAACAUUUAUCAAAAGAAGCUCAUGACAGAUGUAAGGAUAAUUGGAUGUAAUAGGUUUUCCUCAGUUCCCUAAGGAAAGAUUUUUGGGAUGGGAAGCAGGAGUAAUAAGGAUUUUGUUCUGCUUGGAAGUUUUCAGGUUAAAGUUGAGACCUAUGGGAGAUCUAAGAACAGAUGUUACUUCUUGGGCCAAAGGCACUUGAGCUCCAUUUAAACUAUUAUUUAUUUACAAAGCUGCUUGCCUGUUCUGGGCCAGAAAAGUUGCAAACUUUAAGGGAGAGUUUCUCUAGUCUCCAGCAUUAUGGAUUUUUUGACCUUUGGGACAUUUUUGUAUUGUGUUCUAAUUGUUCUGGGAGAGGCUAAACAAACAUCCUGCUUUUAAAAAAUGCCUGUUGAAGGAUAACAGAAGCACAAAAGAAGCUGCAUCGGUUACUGUAGAACAAAAUAUUAUAGCUACUGAAUGUAUUUUUUUAAAACAACAACACUUUUUUCAGAGAAAAUAGCAUGGAUUAUGAGGAAAGUUGCCUUGCCUUCUAAAAGGCUGCCUAUAUAGUGGAGCCCAGCCCUUGACAGUGUUCCUAAUCCUAACUUUAUAGCCCCUACAUGCAAACUCAGUGGUAAUCCACUAUAAUCUUACAAUGCAGAACGCUGUGUUAAAAAGGUUGAGGAACUGUUUCUUCCCACUUGCCAUAUUUCCUUGAGGAAAAUCUGUUGGGGGACUACAAGGCAGUAGUGGGUGAGGUUCAUAGCCACUAAUACACACCCUCAUUCCAUUCGCCUCUCUCUCUCUCUCACGCCACCUUUCCCCCUGCACAGCAGUUAGGCUUAUACUGGCACCAGUGCAAGCUGUUUUUCACAAGAGGGGAGCUCCUUCCCAGCGGUAACUUUCUACCAAAAAUUGUCAUCCUUGCAUGGCAGUUUGCUUCCAUUGAAGCAGCUAAAGCCUAUUUUCUAAAGCAUAAUUGCACAAAGCAUAAUCCUGGGUGAGGCAGGACUGAAAGAGGAGAGGCUGCUUGCCAGAUGAGGAGGUUCCUCACCCCUGGGAAAUGUUUCUGUUUGAUUUUUGUGAAGGUGAAAUGAAAUGUAAAAGGAAUCUGUCUUGUAACAAAUCUUGUAAAAUCAUAAUAAGACAAGAACGCUACUACUUUGGCUUUAAAAACAAGUUGCUUUAAUGUAAACAGUGUCUUUUCCCUUUUUUCACACUACUUUGUAUGGCUUCCACAGCUAGCCUCAUAGAAAAAUACUUGCCUACCCAAAACCUAAGGAGUAAAUACAUGCUUUAAGUACUGUUUAGUUGUUGGAAAGCUUCCAACUUUUGGUUCAUAGAGCUCUCUGCAAUGCUUGUGCCAUUUAAUAUUAACUUACAGGUGUUCCACCUUCUUCACAAACUGCCUGAAGUCUUGAGCUAAAAGUGCCGGUUCCUCGAAGGCAGCAAAAUGUCCGCCCCGUGGCAUGUAGGAAUAGGUGACAAUGUUCUUAAACAACUUCUUUGCCCAGGAACGUGGGAUAUGAGUAAGUUCACCAGGGAAGGCAGCAAUACCAGUAGGAACAUAGACUUCAACCCUGUAGCAGAAGAUACCAUAACUUCUCAAGAGCUUACUAGAUAACAUAGGAACUGCAAAACACUUUAUCUUGGUAAACCUCACAUGCUCUUCCAUAGCUCACCCAUUAAUACAUAUUGUAUCCUUUGUCUUCAAUUUUUUACCAUGUAUGCAAACUAAACUAUGGCUGGUUCGCUAGUUAUAGCCGUUCCUGGACUGGGACAACCUGCCUUUAUAACUCUUGUUCUAAUAACCACAUAACUGGAUGUGGAAGCGUUCCACAAUGUGGUCUAUAUGGUAUGGGGUUUAAGUACCUGUUGAAUCCUGCUAUGAGAUCUUUGAGGGAGGCCAUGCUCAAGGUCCCUUUGCUGUGUAAUGAUAAGAGAUAGGGCCUUCUCCUUGGUGGUACCCCAUUUCAGAAUGUCUGUCACCAAAGUGGAUAAUUUUCAGGAGUGCACUGAAGGCUCAGACUUUGGGGGCAUAAAUGUGAACUGGAUUCCAAUAGUGUCUUGUCUGCUGCAUUACGGGAGUUGUAUCUAGAGAUGCACUCAAAUGUUUUAAUUGUAAGCUGCCCUGAGCUCUUAUAGGAGAAAUAAUAUAACUUUACUAGUGAAUACUAAUCGCCGAAGAAUUGAUGCUCUUGAAUUAUGGUGCUGGAGGAGACUCUUGAGAGUCCCAUAGACUGCAAGAAGGUCAAACGUAUCCAUUCUUAAGGAAAUCAGCCCUGAGUGCUCACUGGAAGGACAGAUCCUGAAGCUGAGGCUUCAAUACUUUGGCCACCUCAUAAGAAGAGAAGACUCCCUGGAAAAGACCCUGAUGUUGGGAAAGAUUGAGGGCACAAGGAGAAGGGGACGACAGAGGACGAGAUGGUUGGACAGUGUUCUCGAAGCCACAAACAUGAGUCUGAACAAACUGCGGGAGGCAGUGGAAGACAGGAGUGCCUGGCGUGCUCUGGUCCACGGGGUCACGAAGAGUCGGACACGACUAAACAACAACAACUAAUAAUAUAUUGGCAACCAUGAGGGCUAAAUGGUUCUCUUCUUGCAGAUGGGUUGCAAGAGAGUUGGGUUUGAAGCUUUCAUUCCAGCUUUAUAGCAACAAUGGACCCUGUGAUAGUUUUGGUAAUUGGGAAAGAAGCCAUCAUGGACUUUCUUCUCAGUGAAUCAACUUAAAACUUGGAGAACAAUUACCUGAUCUUUAGGCAUGGCCAAAGAAUUCCAUAAUGCUAGUUGGGGCUUUGUUUAUUUCCUUUGAAUCAAAGCAUGUAAGAUUUCAAAACUUGCUUUCAAAAACAAAUUUGUUGUUUUGGAGAAAAUACUUCUGGAUGUGAUGAAACAGGAAUAUUGUGCUUCUGUUAUGUAACCAGCUAUUGCUACUACCACCAUAACAGCUAUAAAAAUGCCUUAAGACAGAAAGCACAGCAUCUUUGCAGUGCAAUGACUUCUCU
Messenger RNA from Podarcis lilfordi (Lilford's wall lizard), 11349 nucleotides. The record is from the annotation of a GenBank genome assembly. NCBI's taxonomy places the organism in Eukaryota, Metazoa, Chordata, Lepidosauria, Squamata, Lacertidae.